Messenger RNA from Pocillopora meandrina, 12139 nucleotides. NCBI's taxonomy places the organism in Eukaryota, Metazoa, Cnidaria, Anthozoa, Scleractinia, Pocilloporidae. The record is from the annotation of a GenBank genome assembly.
CCACACCAUACGUAAUUGUGCACGUGUUCCACUGUACGCUCGCGGCCAUGAUUGGGAAAAUGGCGGAGGAAAAAGAACUCGAUGAAAAGACGGGCAGUGGCGAUUCAGAAGAAGAUCAAGACGACGAAGAGGUUGAAGCUAACGGAAAAGAUGAUUUCGAUGAAGACGAUCCGGAGUUUGAUGAUCCAGAAGGCUUUGUGGAUGAAGUAACAGAUGAAGGUAAAUUCUAAGUUUCAACUCUUCUGGCUUCGAAAGGAUUUCAAUUCACAACUUUCCCGAUAUUCAGUUACAUACCUAGAUUUUGGAAUUUUUGAGUCGAAGAAUUAUUUCCGAGGGACGAAAAUUUGAGAUCACCCCAAGUCUUGUGUUUUCACCACUUAGUACCCCUCGUGGUAAAAACUAAUUUCUACAAUAGGCCGGCAUGUACUUCUCCUCAAUGAAAUGUAAGCUUCGGUAAUAAAUUCUGCCGGUACAUACAACGAACGUCGUAAACUCCUUUUUCGGCCACAAUCAGGGGAUUCCUUCUCCCUUUUAUUUGUUCUUGAACUAUGAAUGAUUUUUCAAUGUAAUUAUGUCCUCUUACACGAAUAGAUUUUCAGCAACUGUUCACUUUGGCGAAAGAGUGCAUGCAAUAUUCAGGGCUUUAAACGUUUUUCGAACAUAGCUUUAGACCAACAAAUAGCGGUCGUCUUGGUUUUCUCUCCUUGACAACAUAAUUUGUAGGUUGAAAUUCAGCAAUUUUCCCCCUAUUUCUAUUAUUGAAAAUGGGUGGGUGCUGCAAAGGAAGUUUACAUUACCAAUCUAUAUCACACCGUCCAAUACCGUUGUCCCAAGUAACUUUUUACAGGGAUUAUUUCAUGUUUUACACUGGAGACUCCACAUUUUGGAUUUCAUUGCAAAAACGAGAAUGUACUUUUUUAUCUACUUGUUUUUAACUGGUAAAACUGGAAGUUUUCAGCGAUUUCAUUAUAUAUGAAGGAUUGAUUGCACCAACUGGUCUUAUAUUAUAUUUCCUUUGUUCUCUUUUUUAAUUUUCAUAGUAAAAUUGCGAGGUAAAACAAAUAAAGCGUUUAAACGGUGAAUAAACUGGGAACCCAUAGUAACCCUUCAACUGCGAUAGAUCUGAAAAAAAAAAAAAAUGAAAAAGAUUUGCAUAUUUUUUUUAGGGUUUCAUUGUGCUCUGCCUUCUUUCAAUAAGAAACAGAUGUACUUACUUAAAAAGCAAGGAGACUGGUUGUCAGUAAAUGUUCUUAAGGGCAUUUUUUUGUUGUUGUCUUCUCAAUGAAUCAGCUUGCCGUUGAGUAGGUUUACAGAUUUGAAUCUAAGUUUUGUACGUCUUGAUUAACCACAGAUCCUGCAAUGAAUAGACAGGAAGUACAGUUGUGUCCGGGAAUUGAAUCAAGGAAAUGUCCAAUAAAACUAAGAAGAUUUUAGAAGCGAUUUAAUGAAGAAUAGAUCCUACUUCACAACAUGUAACUUAAAAUUUUUCCUCAAAUACAGAACUCUUGGGAGAUAUCUUGGCAGAGAAACCCAAAGAAGUCCAAGGGACUGAUUCCAUCAUUGUUGUUGACAAUGUGCCUGCCAUCCCGCCAGAUAGACUCGAAAAGUUAAAGAAUGUGAUCCGUAAAGUAUUUUCAAAGUUUGGAAAGAUCAUUACUGAGCAUUAUCCAUUGGAUGAUAAUGGAAUGACAAAAGGGUAUGAGUGUUGAACCAUUCUUGAUCGAUCAUUUCAAGAAUGUAGCUAUUUCAUCUUUUUUAUUUUUUAAUACUCUGCAAUUUUCAGGUAUAUUUUCUUGGAAUUCUCUAAUGCUAAAGAUGCAGCACAAGCUGUGAAGACAGCUAAUGGUUACAAGCUAGACAAACAUCACAUAUUUGCUGUUAAUCAUUUUGAGGACUUUGACAAGUAAGUCUGUCAUCCAGGAGGAGUUUUAAUGACAAGUUGUUUUGACACAUUGUGUUCAGGUUGUACUGAGUUAUCAUGAGUGAAAGUAACAGGAGAUGACAUCAAUUAUUUCUAGGUUGGUUAGCCUGACAAAGGACUGGCAAGCUCCAACAAAACAACCUUAUGUUCAGCAGGUGAGUGAAAAUUGAAUUAGAGGUACAGAGAGAUGUAAGCAAUUUGAUGGUAAAUUAACCCUUACAUGACUUGCAUGGUUGCAUGGUGCAUUCAGCUAUGCUUUGUGGGGUAAAAAGAGUUUUGAGCUCGUUCUGACAGCCUACAGGUGGGUUAAUUCAGACCAGGUUUCUCAAACUCCUUAGGAUUGAAACUGAGUAUUAUAUAUUUACUUAAUUUUGUAAUUUUAAAUGUGGCAAAUGAUGAAGUUCUCCUUAUGCCAGUUCUGCUACUGAAUUGAAGUGCUGAGAACUGGGAGAGAAUCAAACUGAUGCUUGAUCAUAUCUGUUAUUACUUCAAGUCAUUCAUAGACACAGAUCUGCUGCAGUUUUAAUCUAGGCUCUUCCAAUCAUUUUGUCUCACCACAUCCACAUCACAAUUAUUCCUACCUGUUUAAAAAGUUAACAGAACAAGCAAACAUGAAACAGAAGCAAUGGAAAAGGUUCAUGGUUACCUUCAUGUUUUCAGGAAAAUUUGAGAUCUUGGCUUUUGGAUCAGGAUUGUAAUGAUCAAUAUUCUUUGAUUCAUGGAGGAGGAGAUAAAGUUGCAAUCAUGUGGAAUACCCAACAGGAACCAAUUCUAUCAAAAGAGAGACUGGUAAGCCAGCACGAGUGUCAAAAAAAGUCAGUUUACAAGCCUUACAUCCACUCUGCCAGAGCUUAUUCCAUUUCCUUAGCUCAAAGAGACCAGGAGUAUUAAUACAUGUACCUCAUGGAUAUGAACCCAACUCAUUGCAGGUUCUCUCUCCACAUUUCUUCAAGUUUCAAUGAAAAUUCACCACUGGCCAUUUAUAACCCUCAGUAAAGAGAUGCACUGUGAUGUGAAUAUUCUUGUGUCUAAGGACACAAACACAUUAAUGAAUAAAGAAUAUGUUAGGGAAUUGCACUUGCACUGAUUGAUAAAGAAAGAAACCUUGCAAGCUAAGAGUUGGUAAGGUAGACUAACAUCAAAGAGAGAAGAAACAAGCAUUACAUAAUUUACCACAAUUGGCAGUGAUGUUGUAAUCUGAUUGGCCAGUUUGGCCAACUCCCUGUUAAAAUUCCAAAUACAUUUAGAUUUGCUGUGUAGAAGUUAAUUAAUGUUUGUCCUCUGAUUACGGUUCAUUUCCAAUUCUCUCGCUUAUUCCUUCAGAACUGGACUGAAACAUAUGUACGCUGGUCACCCAAAGGCACAUAUUUAGCAACUCUCCAUCACCAAGGUAUUGCUCUCUGGGGUGGAGAAGAAUUCAAAAGGCUGAUGAGGUUCAGUCAUCCAGGAGUCCAGCUCAUAGAUUUCUCGCCCUGUGAAAGGUGCAUGUUGUUUGCAUACCUAUUAAUCAUGAUUGUUAUUAUUAUUUUUAUUAUUAUUUUAGUUAAACAGUCAAAUACUGUAUAAACCAAGUUUAUUUGUUAGUUUUGUAGCAUUGCUGUUUCAGAAAUUCCACUUCAGAUGUACACGUAUGCUAGAUUGUAGCCUCAAAUUGUCUAUGACACUUUUGGUUGUUGGGAAAUUAUUUCCUGUCACAGUAAUGCUGCAUGAGUGGGUCCCAAGUUAUCUUCAAUUUUCCAACUUCCUCAUGAUUAGAUAAGGCUACAUGAGUGCAAAGGUGGAAAAAGUCCUUUAUAACUUAACUUAACCAUAUGGAUAUGAUUUAACAUGGUUUCCUGAGGAUCUUCUUAACUUUUUAAGACAGAAGUCACGUUGGUGGCCAAGAAGGUGGAGUGGAAUAAAUUACCUGAAUUACCCUGAAUUAAUGUUCUUUACACAUAUUUCACAUCUCAAAGUAGUUUGACACUGUCUCAUGUAUGUUAGCAUUGAUAGCCAGGUUCUGGCUCUGACUCAGAAGCUAGAUAAAGUAGGUGAAACCUUAUUGUUUAUUUUUUCUUUCUUGUGCAGAUAUUUGGUGACCUUUAGUUCUCUAGUAGACAAUCCUGAAGAUCCACAGGUAUUACAGCACUUUGGAGUUUUUCAUUUUCACAAAAUUUUCCACAUCAGUCCUGUUCCAUUUAAACCUUGCAUGUUCUGUUCAGUUAGUGUCUGGAGAAAUCAUGCAUGGCAACAAAUCUUGCUAUGUUCUCAAGGGAGACUUGUCAAUUUGUAAUAGUUUUUAUUAUUGAUUUAUUGUGAUUAAUAAAUUAUUUGGUUGAUUUCAAUAAGAUCAAAUCAAUUAUUCUUCUCUCCAGUUCUACACAUUUUAGUGUAUGUCAUCAUGAUACUUAAUAUUUUCUCCCUCUCAGGCCAUAGUAAUUUGGGACAUACGAACAGGAACAAAAAAGAGAGGGUUUAUUUGCGGAGAUCAAUCUCAGUGGCCAGUGUUUAGGUAAGGUCUUUUCAUUUGUAGUAGCAAUGAGAACAGAUUGUAAGCUGCAGUUGUAAAUUUGAGAAGAGUUUAUAUGUAUUGUUGUUAUGCUUUGUUUCUAUAGAUGGAGUGCCCAGGGUAAAUUUUUUGGUCGUUUAGGAGAGGACAGCAUUAGUAUAUAUGAGACACCGGUGAGUUGUCACACAGUAUAUUCUCCCAAAAAUUGCUCUCUAUGUGGAAACAUUUUCCUCUCACUUCUGAUGGGAAGUUUUCAUUUUGAAAUAAUUAUCGUGGCGAGAGAAAAGUGUUAAGUAACAGGUGAAUACUGUCCAUGUCUGACUUCACCCUCUACAUCAUUACAAUAGUAGUCAUAUUCUCCUCACUGUUCUCUCUACAUUUUGUAUUGUAUUGACAAGGAGAAUUUGUGUGACAAUCAGGAGGUUCUUGAUUUGGUGAUCAUUUUCUUUUUUCCUCAUGACCUUUACAUUUGAUUUGACGAGAAGUAAGAUGCUAGUCACUCUAAGGGGUUACAGAUUUGCUGGAUAACUUUUUGCAGUAUCAGAAGAAAUCACACCUUGACCAUGUGUUAUGAACACUUUGACAGUUUAUCAUUUUCAUAUAACUUCCAUACAAGAAUAGCAAUGAAAUAAGAUGAUGGAUGUGUAUGUCAUUGUUUGUUUUUAUUUUACUUUUUUGCAGUCUUUUGGUCUUCUAGAGAAGAAAAGCUUAAAGAUUCUAGGUGUCAGGUAAAUAUUUAACAGUAAAUGACCUCACAUGUAUGUCAUUCUUAAAGACAAGACUCUAAGGCAUAGGUUUAAACACUUUUUGCUUUUGUGCUUCACAGGGAGUUUGCAUGGUCUCCAACAGAUGAAGUGAUAGCAUUUUGGGUUCCUGAAAAUAAAGACACACCAGCUCGUGUUACCCUCAUGGAGAUACCUAGCAGAAAAGAAAUCCGAGUUAAAAAUCUUUUCAAUGUGUCUGAGGUAAUGAUAAUGCAAUUGACUUUACUUGGUCAAAUGGUGAACAAUGCUCAUUGAGCAAAUUUGCUAUUAAGUGUCUACAUGUAUUUGGGAUUGCAGUGGUUUUUUGUCAAUGUGUAAUGUCAUUGGUGUGACACUUAACCCUUUACACCCUAACAUCAGUAUGCAUAUUCUCCAUACUGUUCUCUUUACAUUUCCUAAUGUGAUGAAAAGGAGAAUUUGUUUAACAAUCAAGAGGUUCUUCAGUUGAUUAUCAUUUCGUUUAUUCUCAUGACCUAAAUGUUUGAUUCAGGGGUGAUAAUGAAAGGAGAAAUUAGAUACUGGUCACUCUCAGGGAUUAAGGGAUUAAGGCAACUGUGAGAUUAAAAAUAUUCUCUAGCUUUUCUUAAUUGAUUUAAAAGAUAUGCGUUAUAUUUGGCCACUCUGAUGCCUUAGGUAACCAAGUGUGACAAUUAUAAUAUUCCAAUAAAACAACACAAAUGAUGAAGUUCUCCUUAUGCCAGUUCUGCUACUGAAUGGAAGUGCUGAGAACUGGGAGAGAAUCAAACUGAUGGUCAAAACAUGAAGUGGUUUGACGUAAACAGAUAUUAAUGUAGUGAAAAUUUGUAUGAACAGUAUUUUUAAUUUAUUUUGAUUUCAGUGCAAAAUGUACUGGCAAGAGAAAGGAGACUAUCUUGGUGUGAAGGUAGAUAGGUACACCAAAAGUAAAAAGGUCAGUACAUGUACAUGUAACUUUAUUUUGAUUAAAUGUACCUCCAGGCCAAGCAACCUUGGUGUUGAAUAUUCACUGACAUGUGCAGUAUAUUCUGUGGUUGUUUUUUGAUAUGGGGGUUGCUUUCCUUUGACCCAUAGUGAGUGUGUGGUUUUAAACCAUUUAACUCCAAGAACUGAUCAGUAAUUCUCCCCUCUAGCUGUUUAACACUUCCUGUUAAAUUUGUUUUGAGAAACUGGUGUUAGAUCAAGAUUAAAAAUUGUACCAGAUAAGUUUAAAUAUGCUUAUUACCUGUUUGCUGGAUAUUGUAUGGAUAUUAUAGUGAGAAGUUGCACACUAAUCACAUCUGGGAGUUGAAUGGUCGGGAUACUUUCUCACAUUAGCUGCUAUAUCUUUUUACAGGGGCUGUAUUACAACCUUGAGCUUUUCCGUGUGCGAGAGCGGCAGAUUCCAGUUGAUGUUGUGGAAAUGAAAGGUAGGUUAAAACUUAAAGCUAAUCUUUUAUGUCUGCACCAGCUUAGAAAAUUCUGGCUCACUUUGACCUCUAUACCUUAACAUCAAUGUGUGUAUUCUCCCUACUGUUCACUAUAAAUUUCUGAAAGGGGUUGAAAAGAGAAUUUGUAUUUAAAUUUGUGGAAGCAGUCAAGAACUUCUUUAAUUGGUGAUCAUUUCCUUUAUUCUCUUUACCUUAAUGUGUGAUUCAGGCUUGACAUUGUAAGGAGAAAUUAGAUGCAAGUCAUUCUUAAGGUCAUAGUCAAAAGACUGAAAAAGCACGUCUUGCUAAUUACAUGCACUUGACUGGUUGUCUUGAAUUUGUUCUGUUUACAGAGGCUGUUACUGCUUUUUCGUGGGAACCAGGCGGCAGUAAAUUUGCCAUAAUCCAUGGUGAGAGUCCCAGAAUAUCAGCCAGCUUUUACAACAUGGAGAAACAAGGCAGUGUUUCGCUUCUAAGUAAGUACACACUUGGUAUUUCAUUGUGAAAAUCAGCAACUACUGUACUGUUGAUUUUGGUUGGGAACUAUGAUUGAUAUCAUCAAAAAGAAUUGAAGUAUCAUCAUUAACAGAAUUUGAUAUGAUCCACUAUUUAUACCAAUAUGUCAUCUUAAAAAGAUCAAUAAUGUGAAAGUUGUAAGACCACAUUAUAUAGUCUUUCUCGCAUGUAAUUAUGAUGACUUAGAUGAUUUCGUUGCAUGACAAUCUAUGUUUCCUGAAAAUGUAAAGAUUAUUGAUCAUGUUGUGUGAUUGUCCAGGUGAGAGUAGUUCUGAGAAUGGCAGCCAUUCUUUGUUGUUUUGAUAGUUGUGACUGAUUAGCACAGGUCACUAUCAGAGUCAAGUGAGGAGUUUUUAUCGGUUGAGUGUUUAUAACGUGACUCCUCUGGUACAAUAGCUUCAAAUGAAAGUUAUGACAUAGAACAAAGCAAAUGAUGAAAUUCUCCUUAUGCCAGUUCUGCUACUGAACUGAAGUGCUGAGAACUGGGAGAGAAUCCAGCUGAUGCUCAGUGCUGUGUCUAAUUUCAAAAAGGAUAAUGAUUCCCUCUGAGGUACAUGCAUUUAUUGCUUGUGUUGAAAUUAUUUGAUUUUUUUCUUUUUUUUUUGUAUACAGAAACAUUUGAUAAGAAGCAAGUAAACAGUAUAUUUUGGUCACCAAAUGGACAAUUUUGUAUUCUUGCUGGUCUUAGAAAGUAAGUACUAUAUGGCUUAUACCUGGAAGAACCCUUUGAAGGGCUGGAAGGGGUGGUUGACUCUUUUGGGGGUGGGUGGGGGUGAUUGACACCUUUGGGGGUGGGUGGAAGUUAUUAAAGCCUUUGGGGGUGGGGUGAGUGAGGAUGAUUGACAAGCUUCUUUUAUCCUUGCCACUUUCAGAAUGAAAUGACUUUUGUCCAAUCUAUUUUGUAUCUGGAACACAGAUAGGCAAAUAGAAUUUUUAUGUUUUCUGAAAGUAUGCUGUAUUAUACUCGAGUUUAUUAUCAAGUUGUUGUGUUCAAAAUCUUACAAAUUUCAGACUAAAAGUGGGGUCAAAACCUUACUGUCUGGAGCCCAUGAAUCUACAUAAGACUAAAUAGAGGAAUACCCUGGUGGGUGUAAGGUUACAAAAGGGUUAGAUGCCAGUACUUUUGAUGGAAGGGUGUCUUGAACUUUCAUGGGCAGAUAACUCAUAGGGCAUUCUAAGGACAUAUCUCCCCCCCAAAAUGGUGAAAAUUAAAAUGACAUAGCCAAACACCAACCCUUCUCAAGGAUAUUUCAUGCAGAGGAACUGAUUACUGAGUAAACUUACAUACACUGACCUCAAGGAGCAAAAUGCAUCAUGUGACACCCUCUGUACACAUUACUCUGUUAGUGGACCUCAGUUCUGAAAUUGCAUUGUCAAACUUGUGUAAUUCUUGUUAUCCUCAGCAUGAACGGUGUUUUAGAAUUUUAUGACACUUCUGAUGUAGUCUGCAUGAACCAGGCAGAGCACUUUAUGGCCACUGAUGUUGAAUGGGAUCCUACUGGCAGAUAUGUGGCCACAUCAGUCAGCUGGUGGGCUCAUAAGGUAAGCACAACAUUCCAUUUUGAGUGUGCAUCAGAGCAAAGCUUCUUCAAUGGAGAACACAAAGUUUCUCAAGACCCUAAGACCUGAAAUCCUAGUUUAACUUCACUAAGAAAACCUGUGCGUUGUGUAAUCAGGAUGAGACUCAACAGUAAAACAGCAAGACAACCUCCUAAGUAAAUAACACCACUUACACUGAUUAGUUGUGUUGGUGGUUUUGUUUUCAAUAGGAGGAAUAUAAAUGUAAGCGUGGUCUUCAGUGCCAGCUUUGCGAAGUAGGCUGACACUUAUGUUAAGGUUUCCAACACAAUUGAACAGUCAGAGUGACUGUCAUCAUUUUUUUCAUUUGAUACUGUUAGAUUUUUUAGUGAAUAUGUGAUGCAAGAGAGUUUGUAAAUUAAUUUUCUGAUUUUUUUAGUUGUCUAAGAAAAAUUAUAAUGUUGUUCAGUACAAAGGUUUUUACAAAGUUUUCGCCUCCAUAAGAUCCUUAGUUUUAGGAAGAUGAUAGAGCGGUUUUUAGAUGACUUUCGAAGAACGAAAACCAAAGUAAUUACAAUAGCCAAUGAGAGCGAGGGUAGACAUCAUUGUCAGCCAGUGAGAACGCAAAGUAAAAGCUGGCAAAGUGCAUGAAACGCAGGUGAUCAAAUAACGGUUGGUUUAAAUCUGAUCUGUUGAGAAAGUGCUGCAAGAUUUUUGGGCCAAUCACAGAGCAAAGUUACGCAAAACCAAAGCAGUCAUGGAGUAUUUUCGACACUAGGCUGCGCCAUUCUUCUGUCACUGACACAAGUCUACCAUAAUCAUCGAAAAGGUGUCGAAUUUAUGAAGCUCUGAUUAAUUAGUGCUUCGAAUGUUCUGCCAUUGUGCUGCAACAGACUUGAAGCAGCUGGGCCAUUUUGUUGUAAUUUGGGUGAUAUACAUUUUUCACUUGAGAUUUAAAAUUUGAAAAAGAGCUCUUCUGCACUGUGUCGUUGCAAGGUGUUAGAGACGAGUGGUACGUAAACGAUGUCCUUCCGCAUUUGUUAUCGUUGUAUGUAAUGUUUUGCCAUUUGUAUCUUCCCUGUAGGUAGAUAAUGGUUACUAUAUCUGGUCAUUCCAAGGCAAGCUUCUUCAACGUCACGCUUUAGAUCAGUUUUGUCAACUUCAGUGGAGGCCCAGACCUCCUAGUCUGCUCUCAGAGGACGAUAUGAAGGUAGAAGGGCCUGGGGGCCAAUCUUUAUACCUUGUGUUUGUAACGAAAACUUUGUUGCCUUCAUGUAAAAGUAAACUUUUAGGGUCCAUUUUCUGAAUAAGCUAGAACAAAGACAUAGACUCUGUUCCUUGUUGAAAGUCUUCUCGUGUCCCCUUGAGCCGCAAUCCUUUUGGUUAGCGCCAUGGAUCAAGGGCUCAGGCGGAGUUCUUAUUUUCCUGGCUUUUGAUUGGCCGAUAGUUUCAAAACUGAUGUCCCUAGGUUUUUCCUUAGUAAUUACCAAUAGGUUGAUUUUUUUUUGGUGACACACGAAUUAUUUUCUCUUGCAGAAUAUCAAGAAAGACAUCAAGAAGUUCCAGCGCAUGUUUGAGAUCAAGGAUCGAAUGAGCCAGUCACGAGCUUCUAAGGUGAGGAACAGCUUCUGUGAACGGUGACGGAUUGCUGUUAUUCAUACAUCAUUCAGUUUGUUUUUUUUUUUCCUUCUGAAAUGUAGCCUAUUUCAGGCCCUCAAUUGUGUUUCAGGGUUCUGCUUCUUUAGCGACUGUGUGUUGUGUUUGCCUUUUGCUAUCCUUUUGUCAUCCUUUUUCCUAAGGCUCUUGAGUUUCUUUCGCUUUUGGAACAGUGUUGAAGGAAAGGAAACUGAUAUUUAUUAGCUCACAAAAAGUAUAGCCAAUUAUUAAUUAAACAAAUACAUAAGGUGCAGGUACUCUCGCGCCGCUAAUAGCAGAAAAGGCUAAUCGAGGCGGUGAAGAGAUGAUAUUCAUUUGCAGAAAGGAAAGUUAAAAAGAGAAAAGAUUACCGAAACUAGAUGCUCAGCGAACAAUCAUUUACAGUUAAUAUAAAAGAAAAUGGAUUAAAAACAAACUAAAAUUUUAUUGCUUAUUUGCUCAAUCUUCUUACCGAGUUUGGAUUUGUCAAGAAAUUUAAUACAGUACAAAAAAAGCGUUCCAUUUCGAUACACAAAUAAUUUUUGCAAACUAUUUCUGCAUUCGUGUUCAAUAACUGCGAAUCACUUUUACUCAAGUUACCAUAGUCAAAAAUUUCUAAAGACAGAAACCUCCUUCUUGGCAUCGCUGCAUGACAUCUCAAUGUCGGUUGCAAACGGUGUAUGUGUGGAGGAAGAGUAGAACGCGAGGUUCGUCUUCGGGGCUAAUGCUGCGGGAUGCCGCGUGAUGCUUAAGCCCAUCCUUAAUUCCCCGUGACAGCUUUUAAGAUUUUUCGCUAAAUGCAUCCUAAGCUUCCCACCCCUCUCCCAGCUACGCCCUUCAACCCUUAGAUAAAUUUCUUGUGCCUCAAUUAAACUCAUCGCGUCAUCUUUGCUUGUUUUCUUCCAGGAGUUAAUUGAAAGGCGGCGGCGAAAGAUGAAAGACUUUCAGGGCUACAGGCAAAAGAAAAACAACGAGUUUGCACAGCAGAAGGUGCAGCGCUUGGAGUUGCGCAACGGUAAGGAACAGAUGAGGACCUUAAGAUUGACAAACCCUGCUGAAUUCAUACAGCUUUUCCUGGGUACAACCUUUCCCGCUUGAGUGUUCCUGGGAAAGACGCUUUGUUCUCACAGUGCUUCUUUUCACUCGAGAAGCUCGACGUAUUCCUUGCCCGAGUUUGACUUCGAUGGCUUAUUAUCCCACAAUUAUUAGAAUUGACAAGAUUGAAAAAAAUAGCUUAUGACGGGCUUAAAAUAAUGUGGGCUAAACUGUUCGUGAUUCUCGAACCGCAGUGUUGCUGCUCUAAGUUGCAUCAGACCGUUGACGCCGAUUUUUUUUUGUCUCCAUUGUAGGUAUUGAUACAGACGAGAUUGAUAGUAACGCAGAAGAGUUUGAAGAUGAGUCAGUGGAAUUCUUUAUUAAAGAGGAGAUUACCGAAGUGGAAGAGUAACCCCUCAGCCGAGUUUAUCCGUCGAUUUCCCACGAGUGAGAAUAGCGAGCGAUUUUUUUCUUAUUGUCACAAGUGAUAAAGAUAACCUAAGAGUUCGAAUUGAUCUGGAAUAUUUCAGGCUCAGUUGCGGCCGAUAAAGCUGGUGCCUUGUUUAAAUAAGAUAAACAGGCAAUUUUCAUUAUAUUAUAUUCGAAUUAUUUUCAAUAUUACCUUCGUAGCGUGUAGAGUGCUUUACCCUUAUUAUUGUCUCAAACUGCUCAUUUAUUGGCCAAUUGCACUUUGAUUUACCGGUAAAUUGUAAGUUUUAUCUGUAGCUGUAGAAAUGUCCACUAAGUGUUGUACUUUCUUGCCGAAAAGAGAGUUUCUUUUGCAGAUUUUACAUUGUGUCGUGGAACUUACAAUUUUCAACGUGAAUCGUAAUUUCACCUUUGCUUGUAGGGAAUUAAAAUGGUAUAUUAUGCGUUC